Messenger RNA from Acomys russatus (golden spiny mouse), 1957 nucleotides. It is a transcript of the gene Ifrd2, whose product is annotated as interferon related developmental regulator 2. The record is from RefSeq and is a predicted model, not a curated record. The transcript is spliced from 12 exons. NCBI's taxonomy places the organism in Eukaryota, Metazoa, Chordata, Mammalia, Rodentia, Muridae. Bases 211 to 1539 code for a protein of 442 amino acids.
ACCGGGUAGCCGGGAACUCACUUUCCCAGCGACCCGUUUGACAGGGCGGGGCGCCUCACGAAGAUGGUGGCGCGCGCGGCGUGUGGCUCCUGUCGUCUUCUCCAGUCUCAGCUCAGCGCACCGGCCAGCGUUUCGCUGGUUUGGAGUCCCCGCCCUCCGGGUCCCUGACCCCGCGCCCCCUCUCCGUGUCCCCUAUUCCCAGUUCCAGGAAUGCCUCGCGCUCGUAAGGGCAAUGCGCUCCGCAAGGGCGGUCAACGCCGUGGAGGAGGUGCCAGGAGCAGUGCCCAGGCCGACUCGGGUUCCAGUGAUGAGGAAGCGGCCAGCGAGGCCCGGAGCACCACCAGCGAAUGUCCCAGCCUGCUCAGCGCCACCGCAGAGGACUGCCUGGGUGGGGAAGCAGUGGAUGAGCAGAGCCAGCAGGAAACCCUGGAGGAAAAGCUGAAGGACCACGUGGACUGCCUGACUGACAAGAGUGCCAAGACCCGGCAAGGAGCUCUGGAGAGCCUGCGCCUGGCCCUGGCCUCCCGCCUGCUUCCUGACUUCUUGCUGGAGCGCAGCCUCACGCUGGCGGAUGCCCUGGAAAAGUGCCUUAAGAAAGGGAAGGGUGAAGAACAGGCUCUGGCGGCUGCUGUACUAGGCCUGCUCUGUGUGCAGUUGGGCCCUGGACCCAAGGGCGAGGAGCUGUUCCACAGUCUGCAGCCCCUGCUAAUCUCGGUGCUCAGUGACAGUACGGCGAGCCCCGCUGCCAGGCGCCAUUGUGCUUCUGCUCUUGGCUUGGGCUGCUAUGUAGCUGCCACUGAUGUCCAGGACCUGGUCUCCUGCCUGGCCUGCUUGGAAGGUGUUUUCAGCUGGUCCUGCGGCACUAGUGGCUCUGCUGCUGCAGCUCUGGUUCCUGCCAGCCUACAUGGCCUGCUCUGUGCUGCCCUGCAGGCCUGGGCAUUGCUGCUCACCAUCUGUCCUGGUACCCACAUCAACCAUAUCCUUGACAGGCAGCUGCCCCGGCUGCCCCAGCUCUUGUCCAGUGAAAGUGUGAACCUGCGGAUUGCUGCUGGUGAAGCCAUCGCGCUGCUCUUUGAGCUCGCCCGGGACCUUGAGGAGGACUUUGCUUAUGAGGACAUGGAGGCUCUCUGCAGUGCUCUGCGUACCCUAGCCACUGACAGCAAUAAGUACCGGGCCAAGAUUGACCGUCGACGCCAGCGCUCCAUUUUCCGUGCUGUGCUGCAGUUCGUUGAGGGCGGUGAGUGUGAGGAGGAAACAAUCCGUUUUGGACUGGAAGUGCUCUACAUAGACAGCUGGGCUCGCCACCGAAUCUACACAGCCUUCAAGGAUGUGUUGGGCUCCGGCAUGCACUAUCACCUCCAGAACAAUGAGCUGCUCCGUGACAUCUUUGGCCUGGGCCCUGUGCUAGUGCUGGAUGCCGCUGCCCUGAAGGCCUGCAAGAUUUCACGUUUUGAAAAGCACCUGUACAAUGCUGCAGCCUUCAAAGCCCGGACCAAGGCCCGGAGUCGUGCAAGGGACAAGCGGGCAGACAUCCUGUGAAGCACACUGGCCAACGAGAAGGCUACCCCAUACCCUUACCGUAUUUUUAACAGAAGACAGUGCAAAAACUGGUCCCUACCAGUGAUUGUCACUAUAUUUUUUUUAAUGAUGAAACCAAAAAUAGACAAAUGUGGGAGGGUCAAGGGGUCAGGACACUUAAGACUCUAGCCCUUUGUAUCUGCACUCAGCCCUGUGGCUGUGGCCUUUCGUCCUGUCCUGUCUCAGGUGAAACCAAGUGUGUGCCAGGCCUGCAGCUGAGGGACAGGUGAGAAAGGACUGUCCCUUUUGUUUUUCAGGCCUUGCCCCUCAGGGCUGCGGCUUUUGGGAGUGUGGCACUGGCCACCUUGGCAAAGCUGCCUAGAAUGGGUGUGUGUACUGAUUUUUAAAGAUAAGAGAAUUAAACAAUACUUAUCCCCCU